Messenger RNA from Lindgomyces ingoldianus, 180 nucleotides. RefSeq lists its product as uncharacterized. The annotation marks the transcript as partial. The record is from RefSeq and is a predicted model, not a curated record. The transcript has a single exon. NCBI's taxonomy places the organism in Eukaryota, Fungi, Ascomycota, Dothideomycetes, Pleosporales, Lindgomycetaceae.
UUAGGACUGUUAGACGUUAACAUACCACUCAUUUACGGCGAAGGCGAGAAAGCUUUCAUGCGUUUGCAGGAUGAAUUGCUUAAAUUGUCCGCGGAUGCGUCCUUGUUCUUAUGGUUUCGAGGAAUAGAUGGUGGUCUCCUAGCCCCAUCGCUACGGCAUUUCCAUCCUUGCGGCAAAAUC